UUUUUUUUAUAAAAUUGAGAAAAUAGUGGAAUAAAAGGAAACGACAAUUGGCGAUGGAGGUAUGUCCGUGGUGUCUGUCUGAUACAAAAGAACUUUCAAUCUACUGGCACUGUUAUUAUUGUAAGUGUGUUUUCCGUUGAGCUUUGGACUCUUUCGUUUUUUUGAAGGACGAUAAAAAUCAGACGUUGAGGUUGACAAGUGUGGGGUGACUGAGAUAUUUAAGAUUUCUCUGCUGGCGGCUCUUUUAUCGGAGAGCGACACUGGGAAAGGGGAAUGGAGUGCAAUAAGGAUGAGGCCACUAGAGCCAGAGAGCUUGCUGAGAAGAAAUUCACUGCAAAGGAUAUUAAGGGGGCAAAGAAAUUCGCUUUGAAAGCCCAGAAUUUGUAUCCUGAUCUUGAGGGUAUUCCCCAAAUGAUAGCCACUCUAGAUGUUUAUAUUUCGGCGGAGAACAAAAUCAAUGGGGAAGCUGAUUGGUAUGGUAUACUCGGUGUGAAUCCACUAGCUGAUGAUGAAGCAAUGAGGAAACAAUAUAGAAAGCUGGCUCUAAUGCUGCACCCCGACAAAAACAAGUCUAUAGGAGCUGAAGGGGCAUUUAAACUUAUUUCAGAGGCUUGGAGUUCGUUGUCUGAUAAGGCUAGGAGAGUAGCAUAUGACAAGAGGAGGGGUGGGAAAGUAACUCAAACAGGUCCAGCACCUUGUGGGAAUUCAAAGACUUCAAAAGCGGCAAAUGGUUUUUACAAUGCCACCAAAACAAACACUUCAAGUGUGAAAACUUCCAAGAGUAGUAACCCUCAUGGAGGUCGGUCUUCAACCCCUUCUGGUCGGUCGUCAAAUACCGCUGGUCAAUCGUCAAACCCUGCAUCUUUCCAUAAGGCAAAACCAAAUACCUUCUGGACUAUCUGUCAUCGAUGCAAGAUGCAUUAUGAGUAUCUGAGAGUGUAUCUUAAUCAUAACCUUUUGUGCCCCAACUGCCAUGAGCCUUUUUUGGCUGUAGAAACUGCUCCCCCAACUACAUCUACUCCGGCCCCUUGGACAUUCUCACAGCAGCGGCAGAAUUCAAAUAGUCAAGCGGGUAACAAAAACUCAAGUAAUAUGGGAAGAAACCAUUCCUCCUCUUAUAAUGCUGCGGGAUUCACUACUCACGAUUCAUCUGAUCAAAGCAACUUCCAAUGGGGUCCUUUUUCUAGGACCGGUGGUACUUCAACUGCAGCUCAAGCUGCAAGUGUGGUUCAGCAGGCAUAUGAGAAAGUGAGGAGAGAGCGGGAGGAAGCACAGGCAGCAAUCAAAAGGGAAGAGGCCAUGCGGAAAAGGCAUCAUGGCACCAAAAGGGCAGGCAGUGCUUCAAGUGGAUAUACUAAUGCUGCAAAGAGAAGGAGAGGCAUGGAAGAUGGUAGUGCUGGUGCUCAUGGAACUAAUAUUAGCAAUCAAAUGCGUGUAGGAAAUGGUGGUCCAGCUAAUAUAUCAGGUUCUAAGCUAGGCAGUUUAGAAACGGGGAUUAAUGGAACCAAUAAGUACAAGAAUACAAGAUAUAUGUCCCAGGUAGAAACUCAAAGUAUGUUGAGAUAUAAGGCUAAGAGAGAAAUUCAAAAGAAACUGAAUGAAUGGAAUUCAUCUCCGGCAGAUAAGACUACAACCAAAGAUGUUAGAGGCAAUGAAAAUGCUAAUGAGAAACAGACCAAAUCUUUGGUAAACAAUGAUGCAUGGAAUCAGAAAAAGGGUGAAGGGUUUGUUGAUGAAAUCAAUGGGGAUCUUUUUCUCAAGCCCUUUCCUGGCAGAUCUGGUGUUGGUUUAGAUGCAGAAACCUUAGAAGCAAUGUCCAUAAAUGUCCCGGAUCCAGAUUUUAAUGAUUUUGACAAGGAUCGAACCGAAAGAUCUUUUGAAGAUAACCAGGUAUGGGCUGCAUAUGAUGACGAUGAUGGGAUGCCUCGAUAUUAUGCUAUGAUCCAUAGUGUUAUUUCUCAAGAUCCAUUCAAGAUUAGGAUCAGCUGGCUUAGUUCAAAAACUAACAGUGAAUUCAGUCCACUUGACUGGGUAGGUUCUGGUUUCUCAAAAACAUGUGGGGAGUUUAGAAUAGGUAAGCAUGAGAUUAACAGCUCACUUAAUUCUUUUUCACACAAAGUUAGAUGGACUAAGGGGAUGCGUGGAGUCAUUUGUAUAUAUCCAAGAAAGGGUGAUGUUUGGGCUAUCUAUAGGAACUGGUCUCCUGACUGGAAUGAAUUAACAACCAAUGAUGUAAUACACAAGUAUGAUAUGGUAGAAGUACUUGAUGACUACAACGAAGAACUAGGUGUCACGGUUACUCCCCUUGUUAAGGUUGCUGGUUUCAAGACAGUCUUUCACCGACAUCUCGAUCACAGAGAAAUCAGGAGGAUUCCUAGAGAAGAGAUGUUUUGUUUCUCUCAUCAAGUUCCUUCAUACUUGCUUACUGGUCAAGAAGCUCCCAAUGCUCCAAAGGGUUGCCGGGAGCUAGACCCAGCUGCUACACCAGUGGAACUACUUCAGGUAAUCAUGGAUGUUAAGGAUGAAGAGAUUCUGGAAACUGGUAAGACAAUUAAUGAAGAAAAUGUUGUGGGUGUCAAAAAGGCUAAUGAUGAAGGGAUGAUUAACUGUAAUAAAUCAAAGAAAGAGGACAGUGGUUCUAAAGCUGCUGAAGAAGAAGUUUUAGCCAAUGUUGGAGAUACUUAAGAAGAUGACUAUAUGAUGGAGCUAUUCUUUGAUAUGGACUGAUUAUAUGGACUGGCAGUAUAACUGUGUGGAAUGGAUGUCACGGAUUGGUCGUAGAAUGUUGUACUACGUGGGGCUUUUACCUUGCAAUGAUAAUACAAGUUGAUGAAAUUCAACAAACAAUUGAACACAGUUUUGGGGGCUUCCUGCGGUUCAUCGUGAAAGCUCAUUUUGGUGCUAGUUCUACUAAAUGGAACUUCUUCGGUUUUCGAAAGCAAAAAGCUACAGAUGCUGUUCGAUGCCAUUUCAUUCUUGAGACCCUUUUUCUCUAUCACAACUCAUCAACAUGCAGGCGGUCGGCACACCUACUAUUUCAAUUUUAGUGUUUUUCCUUUUACUCAGUUCUCUCACCUUUAGCCAUUUAACAGUCGUGGAUUCAUGGUUUUUCAUGCGUGGCCGUAGAGUUGUAUCGUUAGCUGAGAUUAGUA
This is a messenger RNA of Hibiscus syriacus, 3152 nucleotides long. RefSeq lists its product as uncharacterized. NCBI's taxonomy places the organism in Eukaryota, Viridiplantae, Streptophyta, Magnoliopsida, Malvales, Malvaceae. The transcript has 2 exons. The record is from RefSeq and is a predicted model, not a curated record. Bases 274 to 2685 code for a protein of 803 amino acids.